Verticillium alfalfae VaMs.102 is the source of this 390-nucleotide messenger RNA. RefSeq lists its product as hypothetical. The coding region runs from base 1 to 390 and encodes 129 amino acids. The record is from RefSeq and is a predicted model, not a curated record. Gene Ontology annotation, molecular function: DNA-directed DNA polymerase activity. Gene Ontology annotation, biological process: DNA synthesis involved in UV-damage excision repair; DNA replication; DNA strand elongation involved in DNA replication. Gene Ontology annotation, cellular component: delta DNA polymerase complex; nucleus. The transcript is spliced from 2 exons. Lineage: Eukaryota; Fungi; Ascomycota; Sordariomycetes; Glomerellales; Plectosphaerellaceae.
AUGGAGGAGUACACGAAAUACCUGGCGGACCGCCUCUUCACUGAGGAUAAGAUGGUCACCUACCGAACUCUCAGCCGUGCUCUCAAGGUCCACGUCAACAUCGCGAAGGGGAUGCUCUACGAAUUUCACAAGUCGCAGAAUGCGACGACACCCGGCAAGGUCCAUGCAACGUAUCUGGUCUACGGCACCAAGUCGGCAGGUGUCCAGGAGGAUGGCGACCACGACAUGACCAGCUCGCCGCCUGAAGUGGACGCCAUGGGAGACGAAGUUCCCACGCAAACAUUGACCCUCGUCCGCGAGGAGCGUCUCACUGGUGCGCCCGACUGUUCACGAUGCGCUGUUCUGCUGCUGACACCGGCUCAGAUGUCUUGGCUACAUACCAGGAGGUGA